Daktulosphaira vitifoliae (grape phylloxera) is the source of this 2395-nucleotide messenger RNA. Its product is annotated as calcitonin gene-related peptide type 1 receptor-like. Gene Ontology annotation, cellular component: plasma membrane. Gene Ontology annotation, biological process: adenylate cyclase-modulating G protein-coupled receptor signaling pathway; cell surface receptor signaling pathway. Gene Ontology annotation, molecular function: G protein-coupled peptide receptor activity. Lineage: Eukaryota; Metazoa; Arthropoda; Insecta; Hemiptera; Phylloxeridae. The transcript has 10 exons. Bases 725 to 1867 code for a protein of 380 amino acids. The record is from RefSeq and is a predicted model, not a curated record.
CGUCGUCAAUCGGAAAAGUUCGACUUAGCCGAUGACUCCCAGCAGUCAUUGCCGCUGACUGAAGCGCCUGAAAAUAUCACAAUGCCGUUACCGCGUCCCGUGAGUGUAACGAACCGCAGUUUGUUGGACGUGUUUAAAAAUAUACUGACGCUAAACGAGUGUGUAGUAACGGUAAUUUUGAAAUUAUCUCCUAAAGAUCUAAUCAAGACAAUUCAUGGUGUCCUCGUGAAUUUGAUGGAUGGACUUGCGUUAACCGAACUAAAGCCGGAGAAAUAGCAAUAUUUCCAUGUCCUUAUUUCAUUUUGGGAUUUGAUGCUAAAAGGCUCCUUCUCGAAUACUAUUUUUAGUUAAUGAACUCAAUCAAAGUUAUGUAUAAUGAAAAUUUAUGAGCAAGACAAUGCCAAUUUUAUUUGACUACUUAGGGUAAAUCACCUUUUAUAGUCACAUUAUGCCUUAAGUAAAUUUAUUUUAUCAUAAACUAUUAUGAACUAUUAUUUUACAGCGAAGAUAAGCGUUUAAAAAGUACAUCAUAAUAAAAAAACAUUUAAUUUUUUUUUUUAAUUUUUGUUAUAUAAUACCCAUUUUAAAAUUAAUCAAGCAAGAUCCACAGGAUUAUAGUUAAUGUCACAGUGAAAUUUACAGUAGACAGAAAUUGGAACACGCGAUGUUCUUUUGAAACAAAGACAUUCAGUUCCGAAACUAGUUACGCAGGUUUGGACAAAAAAUGUGUUUAAAAGAUGGAAGUUGGUUCAAACAUCCGGAAACUAAUAAAUCGUGGUCUAAUUAUACAACUUGUGUAGACUUGGAUGAUUUGAAACUGAGAAAUCACGUAAACAUGAUUUACAAAUGGGGAUACGCCGUCUCGUUAGCAGCUUUACUGGUUUCUCUUUUCAUAUUCUUUUAUUUCAAAUGUCUAACUUGUACCAGAAUACAAAUUCACAAAAAUUUAUUCAUUUCUUUGGCAGUAAAUAAUUUUUUAUGGUUAUUGUGGUAUGAAGCAGUAGUUGAUAAUCUACCAGUAUUGAUGACAAACGGGUUGGGCUGUAAAGUGUUACAUGUUUUAGUACAUUACUUUUUGGUUGCUACAUAUUUCUGGAUGUUUUGUGAAGGACUAUACUUACACACUCUUUUGGUUGUCACAUUUCUAACAGAGACCAAGGUUAUGCCUUUACUACAUAUUGUUGGUUGGGGCAUACCGGCUCUAUUAGUAACCAUAUACGUAAUCGUUCGCACUAAUACUCCAGGCGAAACUUUACACUGUUGGAUACAUGAAUCAGUAUAUUUGUGGAUAUUAUCAGGACCGGUAUGUUUAUCUGUGUUGACCAACUUUGUUUUUUUGAUAAACAUUGUUAGACUUUUAUUGAUAAAGCUGCAUGCUAGACAAAUUACCAUGACCAGUCCAAAACAAAUAACUGCCAGGGAACGCAUUCAAUCUUUUAAUCUUCGAAGUUUCAAAAGAAACAAUGAAAGUAUUGACAGUUGUGAAAAAACUCAAACAUCAUCCGGCAGGACAGGCAAAGCUGUUCGAGCUACCCUCAUACUUAUACCUUUAUUGGGUCUUCAAUAUAUGCUCAUGCCAUUUCGACCUGAGGCCGGUACUUCUUGGGAGCCUUUGUACCAAAUUACCUCUGCAGUAGUUGUUUCCUUUCAAGGUUUAUGUGUCGCGCUAUUAUUUUGCUUCUGUAAUGGAGAAGUAUUAUCUGAAAUUAAAAAAAGAUGGAAACACUCGAAGGUCAACAAAAACUAUUCCUGGAAUCCGUGUUUAAGAGUUACAACAGUUUCAUCACAAAACCAACCCAAGUUACUCGUAACUGAAGAUGCACAGACUCAAUUGAAUUUCGUUUCCACAUCGAUAACAAAUGCCUAAAUAUUCCAGAUAAAAUCAUUAUUCGAAAAAAAUUAAAUUAAUCAAGAACAUAUGAAGUAGUCUAAUAAUAUAAUUACGUAUUACUUGUAUUUUUUCUUAUAACGAUUAUAUAACAUUUAACUGAAUUUUGUUUAAUUUUAGUCAACUUAAAAGAGAAAAUUAAUGAAAGAGAUUCUUUAAUGAUUACUUAUUUUGAAAAAAUAAUCAUUUUUUUAUUAUUUUAUCAAGAUGCUUUUUUUACUAUUGUUGGAGAUAUUUUUCAAAAAAAAUCUUCUUUCCUAUGAUUAUAACUUAUUAUUAUUAUUAUUUUUUUUUACUAUUGAAACAUACCUGUAAUAUAAUUUUUGUAAUAAUUUCUCAUUGAUGUUUCUUACGCUAAUUUAACGAGGGAGAUCUUAUUUAAACCAAGAUUUGUACUAUAGAUGUAAUAUACUGAAUAACUGAAAGAUUAUUUCUAAAAAAAAAGUGUAACUUUUAUAAAUGUAUAUUUAUUUUGUAUGUCUAGUCAUUGUAAACAUUCCUAUUGUA